UCCUUUUGUCUCAGAAAACCGUCGUUACCCAUCAAAGCCCAUCCUUGGCUCUUCCUUUCUCUUUCUUUUUCUCCUGGUUAUUUCUUGCUUUUCCUCUCUAAUAUAGAAAGUGAUAUAUAUGUUGAGGGCAUAUUUGCUGAAAGAUUUGAUUUUGAUUCAUUGAAUCUAUGGAGCAGCUUAUCAACUUCAUUAUUCGCCCACCAAGAGCUGAAUAUGACCCCAAGAGUGAUUUAUUGGAGCAAGAGUUCAUGGUGAGAGGGAAAUGGUAUCAAAGAAAGGAUGUGGAGAUCAAAAACAGUCGAGACGAUGUUCUUCAAUGCAGUCAUUACAUGCCUAUUAUCAGUCCAGAAGGAAAGCCUCUGCCAUGUGUGAUAUAUUGCCAUGGAAACAGUGGAUGCAGGGCUGAUGGAAGUGAAGCUGCUAUAAUCUUGCUUCCUUCAAAUAUUACAGUUUUUACUCUGGAUUUCUCAGGAUCGGGAUUGUCUGGAGGGGAGCAUGUCACUCUUGGUUGGCAUGAAAAAGAUGAUCUCAGGGCUGUGGUUGAUUAUCUGCGGGCCGAUGGAAAUGUCUCUUUGAUUGGCUUAUGGGGUCGUUCCAUGGGUGCUGUGACUAGCCUUAUGUAUGGAGCUGAGGAUCCUUCAAUUGCAGGGAUGGUCUUAGACAGUCCCUUCUCUGAUUUGGUUGACUUAAUGAUGGAAUUGGUAGAUACAUACAGAAUUCGUCUGCCGAAGUUCACUGUAAAGUUUGCAAUCCAAUACAUGCGAAAAGCAAUCCAAAAGAAGGCAAAAUUUGACAUAACGAACUUGAACACAAUAAAGGUGGCUAAGAGUUGUUUCGUUCCUGCCCUUCUAGGGCAUGCCAUUGAUGAUGAUUUCAUACAGCCACAUCACGGAUCGGAUCGUAUAUUUGAGGCAUAUGUGGGGGAUAAAAACAUAAUUAAAUUUGAGGGAGACCACAACUCUCCCCGUCCACAGUUCUACUUUGAUUCCAUAAACAUAUUUUUUCACAAUGUUUUGCAACCUCCGGAGGACGAGGUUGGGGGAUCAUUUUUUGACACUGUUACUGAUUACUUUGGUAAGGAUGUUUGGAGAUCGGUUCAUGAAGUAGCAUCCGAUGAUGAAUCACCAUCUAACUACAAAGAACCAUCAACAAGCAGUACAGUAGAUGCCAUUAAGCAAGGCCGUCCAAAAGACCUAUGA
Molecule: messenger RNA, 1199 nt
Organism: Neltuma alba
Lineage: Eukaryota; Viridiplantae; Streptophyta; Magnoliopsida; Fabales; Fabaceae
Source: RefSeq, a predicted model, not a curated record